Penicillium brasilianum is the source of this 1985-nucleotide messenger RNA. The record is from the annotation of a GenBank genome assembly. Lineage: Eukaryota; Fungi; Ascomycota; Eurotiomycetes; Eurotiales; Aspergillaceae.
CCGAACGCCAUGGAGAAUUACCCUCCUUCAAAGCGCCUGCGACGCAACACCAAAAGGUGCUAUGAAUGCAAGAGGCGCAAAGUAAAAUGUCAAUUGGCCUCCGAGGACGUGGCAACUUGUUCCGAGUGCCUUCGCACUGGCGCCCAGUGCACUCUACAAGCGCCAGAGACUGGUGAAAACGCAUCAUCGACGACCUUGUUCGACUACGAUGGACGACUCGAGCGCAUAGAGCAAAUGCUGCGCACUUUGAUUGAUAAUCAAGAGUCAUUCAAAUUACGUCCCAAAAAUGAAAAUGAUUUACAGCAGCCAUCGAAUUGGGAUGAAUUUUUGAACCAAGACUUGUUUUCAGAUCAUUUUGGCAUACCAACGCCUCUGGGAUUAUCGACGCCUCAGGAACAAUGUACCAAGGCCCAUCAGGUGCAGCUGCCACUGCUUAGAUACAACGACGAGACAGCCAAGCAGAUCCUUCUUGAACUUCUCCCAUCACAAGAGGAUGCCAUCAGUAUAACAAAUCAUUCUGGAGCGUGGGCAAUGGAGCUUCCAAACCCACCCGGAGCAGUUUGGAAACUCGGAGACAGUUCGCCGGUUCGCGAUGUCAAUGCUGCUGCUCAAUUCAGUACCAUGGGAAUAGCAAAAGCGAUUUUGUUUUUUGCUUUGAGUAUUCAGCAAUUACCCCCUGAUUUCAAGACGGGUCAGCUGCAGAUGGACGAUGUUGAUGAUCACGUCCGGCGGUAUACCCAAGUUGUGGGCACCUUGGUCCUAGCUCAUGAAGAGAUGUCCUGUUCCCCCGAGGGCUUGGAAUGCCUGCUGCUCUUAGGAAUGAUCCAUAUCAAUGAAGGCGAUCUCAAGCAGGCCUGGAUGAAGUUCAGGAGAGCCCUUGAUGUCGCUCGACUUCAGGGAUUUCAUAAGAGCUAUGAGCCUUCCGUACGCCAGUCUCAAGAUCUGGCAUUUCAACGUCGAUUAUGGCUUUCAUCUAACAUGGGAGAUGGUUUCUGCAGUUUGAUCCUCGGCUUUGAGACUGGAGCUACGCAGCCAUUUGGCCCAGAAUACUCCUGGGAUGAUCCAUGCGCAGACGGAAAUGCCAACUUCCAACGUCGGCUGUGCAUGGUAUCAUCCCAGUUGAGUCAAAGAAACGUGUUCGGACUUCAACAUAAUCUCGAAGAGGCAAAAUCAAUAAAUGCGGCUAUUGACGGGCUGCAGAAAUCCAUGCCAGCCUCAUGGUGGCAAAGACCCGAUCUUCAUGAAGAACAAUCUUUGAAUUGUGCUCAGGCAUACGAUCGACUCCUGUCUCACCUGUGGUUUUUCCAACUUCGUAUCCUUGCCAACGUUGCUUUUAUAUUUGUACCGGCAACCGAAGCUCAAGGGUAUCGCGAUCUCUGUCUCGAAGCAUCAAAGACGACUCUAUACAGAUACUUGGGUCUUCGUCUGGCUGGAACGACUCGACUUCAUUGCAGAGCGGCCGAAAUUGCCGCCUUUAUUGCAUCACUGGCGCUAAUCCUCGGCCUGAGCAGGGAUAGCAACUCUCAAGUAUCAGAUCCUUCUAGAGCCCUCAAUUCGGACGUCGUCCUAUUGGAGCAAAUCGUUGACUCUCUGGCGGCUUUUGGCCGGAGCUCCAACCGAGAACAUUUGGCUUUGAAGAGCGCCCAGCUACUCACGAGUCUACUGAGAAAACUCGAGAUGGGAGAUUCCAUCUCAACGCAUCCGGGUGAAAAGAGAAAGGCUGUGGAGUCUACAGGCCCUCAUCCGACAACUCGCAGGCAAGUAGGCUUGCACAUGCUUUUACUUGACUCGGUGAAGAACGCUCUUGGAAACCAGCCAGCCACGCAUAUUCUCGACAUCGAUGACACCAUAUGACUUGAUGUUGAAGUAAAGUACUUGACCUGGAGAUGCAGAAUUAAAUACCGUGAUAGUUUCCAUCUUACUCUGGUCUAUAGACCGUCUUCUCGAGAAAGGUCUAACUCGUCAUAAUCAUAAAUCAAACUGAU